CCCGGAUGUAGUUUCUAUCGGCAUCACAAACAAGAGGAUGUCCAGUUAGCAAGCCAGUUAGCGUUCUGCUAACAAAGUCUGGAAGUUGCACUAUUAUUGUCAGCAGGUGAAUUCUGAAUCAGGUGUGCGGGGUGUCGGACUUUCCUAAAGUCAACCUUUGACCUUUACGUUUCCGGAUUAUUCACUCGUGAAGUCGGAGAGCCGGAAAUAACCGAAGCUAGCUCGUUAGCUUCGUUCGGCUAACGUUAUCGAGGCCAGCUGCUGUAACGUGGAUGUGUGAGAAGAAGAAGAAGGAGGCGUUCGUUGAUUUAACAUCCUCAUUAAGUAUCAGGACAUGUUAUCAACCCCGAGGAGGAAUAACUAACGUGUUACAGAAGAGUUUAGCUUAGCAGCAGGUUAGCUUCAGAGGAGAGUCAUGGACGACUUCAGCUCCAUCAGUCUGCUCUCUGUGGCCAUGUUGGUGGGAUGUUAUGUAGCCGGGACGAUCCCCCUGGCUGUCAACUUCUCAGAGGAGAAGCUGAAGCUCAUCACCGUGCUGGGAGCGGGGCUGCUAUGUGGGACUGCGCUGGCUGUCAUCAUUCCUGAGGGGGUCCAUGCACUUUAUGAGGAAAUACUUGAAGGUGAACACAACAAACACGGACAGGUCGGAGUCUUGGUGGCGUCUGAGGCCAAAGUGGAAGGCGUUGAGACGGCCCUGAGUGCGGGCGUGGAACACGAGCACAGCCACGAGCAGCUCCACGCCUGCAUCGGGGUCUCUCUGGUCCUGGGCUUCGUCUUCAUGCUGCUGGUGGAUCAGAUCGGCAGCUCUCACGUGCACAGUAGUACUGAAGAUCCAGAGUCCGCAAGAGUCGCCUCCUCCAAAAUCACCACCACCCUGGGUCUCGUGGUCCACGCUGCAGCUGACGGUGUGGCGUUAGGAGCCGCCGCCUCCACCUCUCAGACCAGCGUUCAGCUCAUCGUCUUUGUGGCCAUCAUGCUGCAUAAGGCUCCUGCAGCGUUCGGCCUCGUGUCGUUCCUGAUGCAUGCUGGUCUGGAGAGAAAUCGCAUCCGCAAACAUCUCCUGGUCUUCGCCCUGGCAGCACCCGUCCUCGCCAUGCUCACCUUCGUAGGCCUCAGUCAGAGCAGUAAGGAGGCCCUGUCCGACAUCAACGCCACCGGUGUGGCCAUGCUCUUCUCCGCCGGCACCUUCCUCUACGUGGCCACCGUCCACGUCCUCCCCGAGGUGGGUGGCGGGGGCGGCCACAGCCACGCCCCUAAUGGAGGGAACGGGGGCAAAGGACUGAGCAAGCUGGAGGUGGGAGCGCUGGUGCUGGGCUGCCUCAUUCCUCUGGUGCUGUCCGUCGGUCAUCACCACUAAGACGUGGUGCUCGGGGCGGAUGAACGAUGACGGCUGUACAGAGAAAACACAAAGAGAGAGAGAGAUUAAAGAUGGAGGGAUCUAAACGUCUUAUUGUUAGUGUCUGCUGGUGGACCUCGACGACCAGAGCUCGUUUCAGGGACUCAAACUGACCUGGAAACAGACUGAAUGAUGUCACAGGAAGUCCGAGCCGCUGCAGUGACUUCAGAGCAGGAGCUGAUGUUUCUGAUCUGUUCAGAUCCUCCUGUUUGUGUCCAUUUAUUCCACAUAAACCUUUUUUAAAGACGGAUCUGUUUAUUUACAUCACCGCAGAGUUCCAGUGUCAUCGUGCUCAACGGAUCUCUGCACGGCGGUGACAGUUGCACAGCUGAGAUUGAGACGGUCUUGAUUUAAGAGAGCACUUUUUUUCUGUAUCUUACAGCGGUUAAAUGUCUUAGCAGCGAUCCACAGUGAUUUGAAAUGAUUGUCAAGUGCCAUAUUAACAAAGUGAGACCUGGAGGAGAGAGCGCCACAGUUUGACAGAAACACUCCCGACUCAUCACAUUCUGUUUCUUCUUCUGGCUGCAGGAUCAGAAAUCAGCCAGACGCCAUGAGCUCACAUUUGUUUGGCAUGUGAGUCAGAAUAUAUCCGUGUUGAUCAUCAGUUUGUGGUCUGAACAGGAGGGAGGGCUCGUGUAGUCUCUCUCCUCUUCAAACACGCUCGAUGUUCUGGGACUCGUCGUCUUUCUAAAUGUGCUUCUUUCUCUUUGUUACAUGCAGGUUAAUCAUUAGACUGGAGGAUAGAACUGUAAAGAAUCGUUAGGUGAUCAUGUAAAGUGUUUAUGAGCUUCUUUUUCUUUUUUAAAGGUGGAGGGUAGUUCAGCAGCUCUGAUUGGACCAAAUGAGCAGGGUUAGGUUAACUUAACUGAACAGAAACAUUUCGGGACCAUCGGCUCAGAGUUACAGGUUAUUAAGUCAAACUUUCAACAAACCUAAUCAUCUUUUCUCGUUUAUUUAUCCCUCAUUAAUUAGUCGUACCCGAGCAGUAACUCAAAGCACAGACGCUCUUGAACGCAUCCCCUCCCGCCAUGCCUCGUCCUCCAGGUGGAUGAAUGAAGGUGUAAUCAGGCCGCUGUAGUGAGUGUUCCUGUUUGACUGUGCGGCUCCCUGCAGACUGUAAAUGUUUGUACUGUACAGAGUCACUUCUUCUUUUCACGCUCAUCAUGAUCGCUGUGUGUCGGACAGAACCGCUGACUCACACAGGCUUUGUUUGAUCGUGACUCUUUGGACCCUGACGGACUCUUCUCUGAGGCUGCAGACUCUCAUGUAUGAGUCGAACACUUGUGCUCCACACCUGAGGACCUCACCUGUUCCUCUGUGAGACGGAGAACGGGUACAGAGGAGUGGGCCGCAUGCAGACCAGCAGCUGCAUGAGCUUUUUUCUUUUCUUUUCUUUUUUUUAUGAGAAGCUGUAAGUUUGUAUAAAAGUAAAAAGAAAAGUUUCUGUGCAGUCGGACAUGUUAGAGGACAGCCCCAGUAUGUGCAUCGUUAUCACAUCCCUGCUGAGAUCUGUCAUCGAUAAGUUCAGUGUCAACAAACCUUUGAACACUUUUCGACCUCGAGACGCCUAAAAAACAAACAAACACUAAAACCGAGGCAUUGUUUUUGAACGGCCUCCAAAUAACCUGAAAAAAUUUCAGAAAAACUGCUCAGAAUUCAACAUUUACUCAAAUCACUUACAGGGGUGAUGUCAGCACAUACCGGAAUGAUGUCAUCACUUACUGGAGUGAUGUCAGCACAUACCGGAGUGAUGUCAGCACAUACCGGAGUGAUGUCAGCACAUACCGGAGUGAUGUCAUCACUUACAGGGGUGAUGUCAUCACAUACCGGGGUGAUGUCAUCACAUACUGGGGCUGUUGUAACUUUCCGUCUUUUAUUUUUUACUUUCUGUCAUUCCAGGUCGAGUCUGCCUUAUUUCCAAACAUUCUGAUUGUGAGGAGAAGUUGUAAAGCGGUGUGUUUUAUGACGACUAAAUUAAAGUUUUUUUAAAACUGGUGAAAAUAUUUGUUUAAAUCCUGAUUCUUCAUUUCAACCUGUUUCAUGUUUGUUGUUGAUUCCAUGUUUAAGUUUUUGUUUUGAGUUUCAUACGGACGACGAUCCGGGCCACACAUCGAGACAAAAGUCUGAAUGUCAUGAAAACGUUUUUUUAAUAUCAUUUCUAGAAUAAAGUAGAAAGUUCAUUAA
Messenger RNA from Labrus mixtus (cuckoo wrasse), 3580 nucleotides. RefSeq names its product solute carrier family 39 member 9 (gene slc39a9). Gene Ontology annotation, cellular component: membrane. The record is from RefSeq and is a predicted model, not a curated record. Gene Ontology annotation, molecular function: metal ion transmembrane transporter activity. The transcript is spliced from 7 exons. The coding region runs from base 416 to 1357 and encodes 313 amino acids. Gene Ontology annotation, biological process: zinc ion transport; transmembrane transport. NCBI's taxonomy places the organism in Eukaryota, Metazoa, Chordata, Actinopteri, Labriformes, Labridae.